CAAUAGAAAAAACCUCACAAAAUUUCAAAACACCAUGGCCGACAUAAUAACAAGAAGAGAAUCGGCAAAGCGCAAAGCUAACCGUUUUUUGAUCAACACAGCAACGUUGAUGACAAUGAUGGUGAAGAGAGCAAGUCGAUUUACGUUGAAACUGAAGGCGGCGCCACCGGCAACUAAUGAUCAGAACCGGAAAACUACUGUAAAGUCGUCGACAACGAAGAAAUUGCUGAAAAACAUAACGAAUAAAACGAUGCCGUUUAUUGAAAAGAUGAAGAAGAAAAAGAAAGGGAAAGAAGAUUGGGGAGAUGGUGGAGUUUGGCAAAAAGCGAUCAUGAUGGGUGAUAAAUGUGAGCCGUUGGAUUUCUCCGGCGUAAUUUAUUAUGAUAGUAAAGGCGAACAGGUGAAUGAAUACCCUCUCAGAACACCCACUGCAUCUCAGUCUCAUGCUUCCUGAUUUCGUUUUGUUUUUUUUGGAUUUUCAGUCGAUUUUUAUAAUAUGUAUGUCUUUUUUUCUUGAAGUUUUUUUUUUUUUUUUUGUAUAUAUUGUUUGUGGAAGUUUGAGUUUUUUUUUUACAAAAAUAAGUUUACAUGAGUCGAGUCCAUGAGUCGAGUCCCCUCUAAGAGAGGGAAACCCUCAAACUUUAUAAUUAAGGUUACAAAGUCUUUAAUUGGUUGUGAGAUUUGAGCUAUCAA
Molecule: messenger RNA, 693 nt
Organism: Trifolium pratense (red clover)
Lineage: Eukaryota; Viridiplantae; Streptophyta; Magnoliopsida; Fabales; Fabaceae
Exons: 1
Coding region: 35-454 (139 amino acids)
Source: RefSeq, a predicted model, not a curated record